Molecule: messenger RNA, 313 nt
Organism: Saccoglossus kowalevskii
Lineage: Eukaryota; Metazoa; Hemichordata; Enteropneusta; Harrimaniidae
Product: nipped-B-like protein B-like
Source: RefSeq, a predicted model, not a curated record
GGUGAGAGUUAUGAUUGAUGAUAAGGUGAGAGUUAUGAUUGAUGAUAAGGUGAGAGUUAUGAUGAAUGAUAAGGUGAGAGUUAUGAUGGAUGAUAAGGUGAGAGUUAUGAUGGAUGAUAAGGUGAGAGUUAUGAUAGAUGAUAAGGUGAGAGUUAUGAUGGAUGAUAAGGUGAGAGUUAUGAUGGAUGAUGAGGUGAGAGUUAUGAUGGAUGAUAAGGUGAGAGUUAUGAUGGAUGAUAAGGUGAGACUUAUGAUGGAUGAUAAGGUGAGAGUUAUGAUGGAUGAUAAGGUGAGAAUUAUGAUGGAUGAUAAG